GAGAGAGAGAGAGAGAGAGAGAGAGAGAGAGAGAGAGAGAGAGAGAGAGAGAGAUGGAGAACAAGAGGGGGAAAUCGAAGGAGGAGAGCGAUGACGAGGAUUGUCCAGAGUUGGUGGAGGAUGACAUUACAGAUGAUGAUUGCCCGGACCUAGUGGUGGUGGAUGAUACGGACGAAGAUUGCCCAGAUUUAGUGGCAGAUGACAUGUCCGAUCUGGAUACCGAUGAUGAUGAUGAUGAUGAUGAUGAUGAUGAUGAUGUGGAUAUCGAAAAGGGUAAACGGAAAAAUAAAAACGACCCUAUGUCUCAAAAGAACUCCCGAAAAAGAGGACUGGAGGGGUUGACGUUUGAUAAAGAAAAUGGGGGCAGGCUAUUUGAAGGAGGUGCCUUGAAGAGAGGGUUUUUGGUUGCGGGCUCCUCCUCCUCCUCCUCCUCCGCCUCAAUGCCAUCCUCCUCAUCAUCGUCACUGCCAUCAUCAUCAUCAUUUCCAUUUCCAUCCUCCUCCUCCUCCUCCUCAUCAGCCUCAUUACCAGCAAUGCCAACGUCUUCGUUCCCCUUUUCGUUUUCAUCCUCGUCUUCGGCGUCUGUAAUUGAAGGUGGGGGGUACACUGGCCCAUAUUAUCGCAGCAGUAGGAGGAAGAGAAUCCCUAGAGGGUGUCCACUGAAGAUCAGACAGAAAGUUGCGGAUGACCAACUUAAGGCAAAGACGAGUUGUAUGUGGAGUGGUGAAUGUGGGAAAGGGGUGGAGGAAGGGGGGGCGGGGGAGGAGGAGGGUUCCGCUGCUGGGGAGAUUAGGAGCAGCAGCGGGAACCGGGGGGGAGGGCCGGGGAAGGAGGGAGAAGGGGAGGAGGGGGAGAGGAAAAGAAGACAGGAGGGGAGGCGAGGGGGUCGGCGCGCUGGGGAUGGAGGGGGUGCGGAGAAAGUGGAGGUGGAAGUUGUUCGCGAUCUGGAUGCUAGGAAACAGAUGGAGAGAGAGAAGGAGGCGGGGGUUUCGUUAGGAGGAGGAGGAGGAGGAUUGGCGAAGCGAGCAGGGGAUGGGAAUGAAGAGGAAGACGAAGAGAGGAAGGUGUUUGGCAGAUGCAGAGUCUGCAGAGAACAGGGGAAGGGAGCGGGAGGAGGCGGAGGGGGAGGUGAUCGGCAUACUCAGAAGGACGGAGGAGCGGGUCGGAUGAUGAUCAGAGGCAAUGUGAAACGACUUGAGUUGUCGUGUAGUGAAGGAUGUUUUGUUGCUUAUCAUUAUCCGUGCUGGAAGGAGGUGGAAAAGAAAGUGCGAGAAGAAAGACCGGAGUUUAAACUCAGUCCCGGUGCUCGGUGCAUCACUCCAGGCCAGGGUGCAGGUCGUUAUGGAUAUGGUAGAAUUUGUUCUGGUAACUUUGUCUGCGUCCAGGUCAUCUUGUCGGGCUGCAAGUAUGAAGCCAGCCUUGUCAAGCGCCAUUUUGAUGUCCUUGGCCCCGCAGAUGUGGGCGACGCUUGUGGCGAAGCGGCGGGCGACACUUGUGAUGAAGGGGUGGGCGGCAGCGGGCCAGGUGUCAUGGCGCAUCGCACAGGUGCAUCUGCUGCACGUGUUGCACGAAUGCGACAGAUGGUGUUGGAGGAGACCGACAACGUCGUCACAAAGAAUGAGCAGACGUCAAGAAGAGUAGACUGCUGGAUGAUGUGCACGAACCAAACAUUCAACAUGGUUGAGAACGAGUUCUUCAACGACAUGGUGAACGCCAUACGAGAGGCCAACCCAUCAUGGAGACUGCACUCGAGAGAGGCGGUGCGUAAUGGUCGAUUGAACGGACAACACCAGAGGGCGAUCGAGGACGUGGGGAGGUCGGCGAAGAAGUGGGCUCACACAGGCUAUAAGAGGCCGGGCGUCACUCGAUUUGCGACCAACAUCAUCAUGUUGCAGUUGUUGUGGGAUAGGAGAAACACCCUGAAAUUGACUGUGGCUGCCAGCGGGUGGGUCUCCUCCAUAGUGCCGCCCCACUUGCGUUCUCAAUUCGAGGAGGUGACGACGAAUAUCUUGGAUGGCGGCUUUUGGGAGUUUGUGGACAAGGCCUUGAGGACCACGGACCCCAUCGUAACGCUACUGAAGCUCGUCGAUGGUUCGGGCGCAACAAUCGCCAAGGUUUAUCAUCGAAUGGAUGGUGUGGUGGAGUCGAUUCCCGAGCUGGACAUCUUGACAAACUUUGAGAAGGUAGAGGUCGAGUCGAUCCUCAUGGAUCGAUGGGCGUUCAUGACUUCAGAGUUGAACUGUGCAGCAGCCUUCUUGGACCCGGAGUACAGAUCGCAGUGCUCCUUCAAAGACCCCGAGAUCCGAGCCAGGUUCAACAUAUGGUUGUACACCUGGUGCACGAAUGAGAUGUUCGAUGACGUGAGCUGGCAGGUUGACGAGAGGAGGAUGAACCUUAUGCCCACCCGCCUAUCAAAGCUCGUCUACAACAACUGGAACCUCCACCUGCAGUGGAGGCAAGAGCACGACCGUGGUGUGGAUGAUGUCCACAUUCCGUGGGUGGAGGAAAUGCCAGACGCCGAGUUGAAGGACGAGGUAGAGCAAUUUUACAAUGAUUGGGUGAAAUGGGUGAAGAACAGCAUGCCGAGUGGUGGGAAUGACGCGUCGGACAAGGAAGACGAGUCGGAGGACGACGACGAUGGUGAGGAAGUGCCUAUGGCAAGGAGGUGGUUGCGCAAUGACGAGUGCGGUAUAACAAGGAGGACCGGGAGCUUGCGCUGCGGGCUCGAGAGACGGGCAAUUGGGUGGAGGGUCGAAAGGAAGGCGGAAGCAGCAGGCAACGUAAAGUGCGACGCGAUGAUGAGGAUCGUCGUGACGGUAAAUGUGUUGCGGAGGAGGACAUUGCACCUCCGGAGAAACGGAAGAGAGGGCGGCCGACCAACAAAGAGGUCGCAGCAAGAAAAACAGCAAUGCGAGCUGAGAAGAAAAAGACAGCGUUGGAAGCACCGAGAAAAAAGAAAACCGUUGGAAAAAGCAGCAGCAAAAACAAGAAAGAGGGACGACAUUACCGACGAUGACGACAAAGAAGCACGUUCAUCGUCUUCAACUUCAUCAGAGGAAGGGGAUGAUGAAGAUCAUGAUGCCAACUACAGAGUACCGCGGAGUGUAGAGGAGGGAACUAAGCAUGAGGAGGAAGAGGAAGGCGAGGAGGAGGAGGAAGGCAAGGAGGAACAGGAAGGGGAGGAGAAAGAGGAAGGGGUCUUUGUUCUUCGUCCGGACGAAGAGAACAGGUGCACCGUAUGGCGAGCAACUAGGGUGAAUCCAACCCUUGUUGAGAAGAUCAUCGAGUUGUGCGCGAAGCACCUCGAGUUCCUCUUCGCUCAUGCGGUAGAUACAUCCACGCGGAGGGACGGCGCCAACCUCGAGAGUGAUCCCGUGACGUAUGGGCCGAUCCGGAACCGUUCCGGUGGGAGCCUCGAAGGCGUCUCUGUACUCGUGCAAGAGCAAGUGCAUCCUUUGGCAGCCUGUUGGGAGGAAUCUGGCUGUACAUUCAUCACGGACGGGUCAUCCGACCGUCGAGAGCGCCCUGUGAUGAACUUCUUGGCAGCAGGGGAGAAAGGUGCGAUUCUGGUGGCCACAGUAUCAAUGACCGGAAGGAAGAAAACAGCACAGGCGUUGGCCAGGUUGUGGGAGAAGAUUAUGAGGGAGAUAGGGGUGCAUCGCAUCAACGUAAUCUGCACCGACAAUGCCAAGGUGAACAAGAAGGCUGCUCAGAUUCUGCAGCGCCGCAUUGAUAAAGACAUUGCAAGGAUUCCAUGGGUUCCUUGCGCUGUGCAUUGUUGCAGCCUUUUGCUGCGAGAUGUCAGCAAGCUGGACUGGGCGAAGGGCACCGUGAAGAGAGGCCACACAAUUGUGAAGUUUAUCCGGAACCACCACCACAACCUGAUGAUGUCCUACGAUGAUUCCCUGUCAUUGCUUCGGCUCACGAAAGUUUGGUUCGGGUCAAUGUACAUGAUGUUGGAGAGGCUUCAAAAUAGGAGGGCAGUGUUGUCGGAUAUGGUGGAUCGGAAAAAUGCAGCACGGUGGACGGGGAUGCGUUGGUCCACUGCAAAGUUGAAGUCGAAAGUGGACCUGGUGUACUUCAGCUUGAGGAGAGACGGUUGGUGGACGGAGUUGAAGAAGGUGGUUGACGUGAUGGAACCGUUGUACAGCCUUCUGAGGAGGAUGGAUCGGUAUGGAACAGUGCCAACAAACCUCGUUGAGUAUGACGACAUGAUUGAAAGGAAACUUGCUCACGUCGUUCUCACAGAGGAGCAGCUGGCGAGCGUCAUGGACAGAGCCAGAGAUCGUGUGAAGAUGAUGCUGCAACCAAACGCGAUGCUUUACCUGCGGAGACAGGCUGGGGGUGAAUGGAAAGGGCCAGACCACCUUGAGGUUUUGAGUGACCUGCACGAGUUCCACAAGGAGCCCACGCCGAACGGGCCCAAGAGAAAGGACACGAAGAUGUGGGAGCCCGAUGCCAAGGCUGAUUGCGAGAAGCUGACACCGACCGAGUGGUGGGAAACUUACGGCGGCGAUGUCCCCGUCUUGCAGGCCAUUGCCAUCAAAGUGCUAGGCAUGUGCUAUUCCCAUGACGGAUCUAUCUUGAGGGGCCCCGAGGAGGAAGCUGAGAAGACGGACGAGGAGCUGGUGCGGCAAAGUAGCUUCGUGAAGACACCAAAGGGAAGGAUUCCAAAGAAGCUGGAGGACGAAGAGGACAAGUGCACAGAUGACAGUGACUUGGAUGAUGAGCUGUGGAAGGGGAAGUGUGGAUUGUCGGAUGAGUCUAGCGGCGCAGAGGAGGAGGAGGAUGAAAGUGAUUCCGAUUUUGAGCUGAGAGCUUGGUCCCGGGCACAGUAUGUUGGCAGGAGAGCAGCUGCACGGCGUCGGAGAGAGGAGCAGCCCACGGCUUCUACACAGGCCAGGGGGGGAAGCUCAUCUCAAUACCAUCCUCAGUCUGACGUCGAGUUCCAUCACUUGGACACGGACGUCGAGUUGCUGCUGCACAGUGCCCCGGUUGAUGAAGACGAGGCGGAGGCCGACUGUGUGAAGGCAUUAGCAGAUCCUAUCCCAACUUGGAGGGAGAUUGAGAGACGCAAGAAGAAGGUUGGGGAAAACAAACUGGAGACGCGUCGGCCAUUGGACGUUGUACAAGAGGGAGAAGAGGGUAAGCAACAGCGAAGUGAAGCGGUUGUGAAGGUGGUGGAAGUCGCACUCCAAGAAGAGGGGAACGAGAAGGUGCAGCCAAAAAAGGCAGAGGAGGCCGACCAGCAAGAGGCGGAGCACCAUAAAGAGGCGGAGGAGAAGGACCAGCAAGAAAACAAGGACGCCAUGGAGCAGCAAAAAGAGGCGGAGAUUGAGCACGAAGAAGAGGACAAGGAGAUGGGGCAUCACGAGGACGACGAGGGGAUGGAGAGUCAAGGAGAGGAGGCCGUGGAACAGCAAGAAGAGGCGGAGGGCAUGGAUCAGCAGGACAUGCAGCACAACGUGUAUGAGAAGGACGGCGAAGAGGAGCACCUGCCUGCAGUGAAGACUGUGAACACGCGUAGGCAAAGACCGGUUGUGUCCGCACAGUCUGUCGAGAACAUACCCGACUUCCCUCCCAGCAAUGACGCUCGGGCGGAGGAGGUGGGCAGAGGCGGACAGGUGGUCAGCGGAGGCGGAGGGGAGGUUGGCGCGCAGAGCGGGAUGUGCAGCGGGAUGUUGGGAGGAGGCAGACGUGAUAUGGGCGGAGGGCAAGGGGAGAUGGAGAUCCCAAUGGCGGAAGGGAGGGUUGGCGUGCACAGCGGGAUGUGCAGUGGGAUGGCGGGAGGAGGCGAACGCGAGGUGGGGAGGUGGGCAGAGGCGGACAGGAGGUCAGUGGAGGCCGAGGGGAGGUUGGCGCGCACAGCGGGAUGUGCAGCGGGAUGUUGGGAGGAGGCGGACACGAGGUGGGCGAAGGGCAAAGGGAGAUGGGAGAUCCCAAUGGCGGAAGGGAGGGUUGGCGCACACAGCGGGAUGCGCAGCGGGAUGGUGGGAGGAGGCGGAUGCGAGGUGGGGGGAAGGCAAGGGGAGAUAGGAGAUCCCAAUGGCAGAAGGGAGGCACAGGAAUGGAGCCCAGAGCGGAGAGGGAUGGCGGAUGUGUGGGCAGCGGAACGGAAGCGGAUAGGAGAUGGCGGGAGGCGUACGGGAGGUGGCAGAGGUGGAGAGGAGAUGGCUGGAGGAGGCGGAAGGGAGGUGGCGGAGGUGGAGAGGACAUGGCGGGAGGAGGUGGUCAGGAGGCGGACGGGAGGUUGCAGAGGCGGAGGGGAGAUGGUGGGAAGAGAGAACCGGAGGAGGCGGAUGGGAGGUGGCAGCGACGGAGGAGAGGAGAUGGCGGGGGGAGGCCGACGGAGGUGGGAGGAGACGGAGGGGAGGUGGUCCCAGGUCAUCAAGCUGUAUAUAGAAGAGGUGGUGAAGAGAUCCAAAGACACAGGAGCGCGGCUGGCACGGAAAAAAACGAAAAAGGAGAGAAGAACAAGAAAUUUGUAUAGCAAGAUCGAAGAUGGUUCUGCCACGGGUGCUCGCAGUGGAGAUAAAGUUGAGAAGGAUGUAUGGAGAGAAAGGGAAGCUGACAAGGCUGGGCAGGGUAAGGAUUCCUCGGAAAAGGAGGCGAAGAGGGACAAGGAGAUGCAUAAGGCCACUGCAACUGUGGGCAAAAAGAAGGGUGAUGGAGAGGAGAGGGCUGCAAGUGCAAUCACUGAGCAGAGGAACGGGCAAUCAACGAUUGCACAUGAGGAGAGGGUUGAUGUAGAUCGUCCUCUGCAAGUGCUUAAGAGAGAUGAAGAAGAGCUGUUUGUUCCAUCCAAGGAGAAAAACCGCACCAAGGGAAGGCACAAGGUGUGGCCAGCAACUCGAAUGACCGGUUCUUGUUUUGAAGUAUAUCUUCCGUAUGGUGUGGCUAUGCCGGAGGGCAGCAAAAUUCCCAACCCAGUGAACCCAGGUUAAAUCGGAAUGCAUUGGCUCAGUUACAAGGCACACAGGGAUGUGGUCAGCUGCAGCUUAACCAC
This is a messenger RNA of Chara braunii, 7006 nucleotides long. NCBI's taxonomy places the organism in Eukaryota, Viridiplantae, Streptophyta, Charophyceae, Charales, Characeae. The record is from the annotation of a GenBank genome assembly.